This is a messenger RNA of Ilex paraguariensis (yerba mate), 188 nucleotides long. Lineage: Eukaryota; Viridiplantae; Streptophyta; Magnoliopsida; Aquifoliales; Aquifoliaceae. The record is from the annotation of a GenBank genome assembly.
UCAAUGUCUUUGGAAGUCAAGAGAACUCUCAAGCAUUCUAUAGGAGCAGAGGACCAUCGACUAUUACAAUUCCUUUUAGAAAGUGCAAAGGUUUGGUCCAGGUGUCACCUGCAGCUAACCAGAAGAUGAAUUAUUUAGUUGGGUCCCAAAAUAUUGUAGCACUCUCCAUCAUGGUACUUGAGACUUAA